This is a messenger RNA of Urocitellus parryii (Arctic ground squirrel), 2878 nucleotides long. Lineage: Eukaryota; Metazoa; Chordata; Mammalia; Rodentia; Sciuridae. The record is from RefSeq and is a predicted model, not a curated record.
ACCUGGCUUCCACCACUGUCUGCUGUUCAAGCACCUGGCAAAGUGGAACCAAGCAAAUUUCCAUUUCCAAAUAAGGACUCUCAGCUUGUAUCCUCCGGACACAAUAAUCCAAAGAAAGGUGAUGCUGAGCCAGAGAGUCCAGACAAUGGCACUUCGAAUACAUCAAUGCUGGAAGAUGACCUUAAGCUAAGUAGCGAUGAAGAGGAGGGUGAACAGCAGGCAACCCAGAGAACAGCUCUCCGCGCUCUGCCUGACAGCGCCGUGGUCCAGCAGACCAACUGCAGAGCCUCSGUGCCUUCCAGCAAGGGCAGCAGCAGCGGAAGCAGCAGCAGCAGCAGCAGCUCCUCCAGCGACUCCGAGAGCAGCUCGGGAUCCGACUCGGAGACCGAGAGCAGCUCCAGCGAGGGAGAGGGCGGCAAGCCCCCGCACUUCUCCAGCCCCGAGGCUGAACCGGCAUCCUCUAACAAGUGGCAGCUGGACAAAUGGCUCAACAAAGUUAAUCCCCACAAGCCUCCUCUUCUGAUCCAGAAUGAAAACCACCACGGGCCCGAGAGCAAUCAGUACUACACCCCGGUGAAAGAUGAAGUGCAGGACUGCGGGAAGCUUCCCGACGUCUGCCCGACCAGCCUGCGGGAGAAGGAGCUCAAGAGUGCCUGCAAGGAGGAGCAGAGGCCGAGGACCGCCAACAAGGCCCCGGGCAGCAAAGGGGUGAAGCAGAAGUCCCCGCCCGCGGCCGUGGCCGUGGCCGUGAGCGCCCCCGCCCCGCCGCCCGCGGUGCCCGGCGCCCCCGCCGAGAGCGCCCCCGCGCCGGCCCGGAGGUCCGCGGGCAAGAAGCCCACCAGGCGCACCGAGAGGACCUCAGCCGGGGACGGCGCCAACGGCCACCGGCCCGAGGAGCCCGCGGCGGCGGCGGACGCGCUGGGGGCCAGCGUGGUGGUGCCCCCGGAGCCCGCCAAAAGCCGGCCCUGCGGCAACAGCAGAACGGGCCACCGCAAGGAGCUGCGCUCCUCGGUGACCUGCGAGAAGCGGCGCACGCGGGGUCUGAGCCGGAUCGUCCCCAAAUCCAAGGAAUUUAUCGAGACAGAGUCGUCGUCUUCCUCGUCCUCCUCGGACUCGGACCUGGAGUCGGAGCAGGAGGAGUACCCUCUGUCCAAAGGCCAGGCCGUGGCCGCCGCCUCCUCUGGGAGCGACCAGAGACUCAAGGAGGCCGCCAACAGCGGCAGCGGCCCCCGCGCGGCCGUGGGCUCCAUCAACGCCAGGACCACCAGUGACAUCGCCAAGGAGCUGGAGGAGCAGUUCUACACCCUGGUCCCCUUCGGCAGGAACGAACUUCUCUCCCCCUUGAAGGACAGUGAUGAGGUCAGGUCGCUCUGGGUCAAAAUUGACCUGACCCUCCUGUCCAGGAUCCCAGAACACCUGCCCCAGGAGCCCGGAGUCCUGAGCGCUCCCGCGGCCAAGGACGCGGAAAGCGCUCCGCCCAGCCACGCUYUGGACACGCCCACCGAGAAGACUUUGCCAAAAUCCAAGAGGAAACGCAAGUGUGACAACGAAGAUGACUACAGGGAGAUGAAGAAGGCCCAGGGGGAGAAAGAGAGCUCUACUCGGCUAGCCAACUCCGCCAAUAAUACUCUGUCUUCAAACCACUGCAGCAUGAACAUCAACAGCUUGGCAAUACCAAUAAAUAAAAAUGAAAAAAUGCUGCGAUCGCCCAUCUCACCUCUCUCUGAUGCAUCUAAACACAAAUAUUCCAGCGAGGACUUAACUUCUUCCAGCCGAUCUCAUGGCAAUGGUGUGUUCACUUCCUCCUCRUCCAACAAAAAGUCUAAGGCCACCGACAGCCAACUGCAGUCCCAUGCCGGGGACCUCACGAAAGCGACUCACAACAGUGCUGAGCACGGUCUCCUCCACAGCAAGACCCGGCCACAGACAGAGCCCUGGUCUCCAGGCUCCAGCGGCCACAGGGACUGCAAGCGGCAGAAACUGGUCUUCGAUGAUAUGCCUCGCAGCGCAGAUUAUUUUAUGCAAGAAGCUAAACGGAUGAAGCAUAAAGCAGAUGCAAUGGUGGAGAAGUUUGGAAAGGCCCUGAACUAUGCUGAGGCAGCCCUGUCGUUUAUUGAGUGUGGAAACGCCAUGGAACAAGGCCCGAUGGAAUCCAAGUCCCCUUACACCAUGUACUCAGAGACGGUGGAGCUCAUCAGAUAUGCUAUGCGACUAAAAACCCACUCGGGCCCCAAUGCCACACCAGAGGACAAACAACUAGCUGCAUUAUGCUAUCGAUGCCUGGCUCUCCUGUACUGGCGGAUGUUUCGGCUUAAAAGGGACCACGCUGUCAAGUAUUCAAAAGCACUCAUCGACUAUUUCAAGAAUUCAUCCAAAGCUGCCCAAGCCCCGUCUCCGUGGGGGGCCAGUGGAAAGAGCACUGGAACCCCAUCCCCCAUGUCUCCCAACCCCUCUCCCACCAGCUCCGUGGGGUCUCAGGGCAGCCUCUCCAGUACCAACGCCCUGUCCCCAUCGACCAUCGUCAGCAUCCCGCAGCGCAUCCAUCAGAUGGCGGCCAAUCAUGUCAGCAUCACCAACAGCAUCCUGCACAGCUACGACUACUGGGAGAUGGCAGACAACCUGGCCAAAGAAAACAGAGAAUUCUUUAACGACCUGGAUCUGCUCAUGGGGCCUGUCACCCUGCAUAGCAGCAUGGAGCACCUGGUCCAGUACUCGCAGCAGGGCCUGCACUGGCUACGGAACAGCGCCCACCUGUCGUAGGGACCUCGCCCCGGAGCCCAGCUGUGCUCUCAUCUCCAAGAUGGCUCCAUGUUUCUGGACACUGUGCUGCUGAAAUUCCCAGCCACAGCAUUUGUCAAGCUGCAUUGAACACUUCCUC